This is a messenger RNA of Mesocestoides corti, 1737 nucleotides long. The record is from the annotation of a GenBank genome assembly. Lineage: Eukaryota; Metazoa; Platyhelminthes; Cestoda; Cyclophyllidea; Mesocestoididae.
AUGGAGCCAAUAACUCCAGAACAUGAAACAGGAGGGAAUCUACGUGAAGGUGUCUGGGCUACAUUCGUUCUCUUUUGUCGAUGCACAACUGUUCGGGGCUUCGGAAAGCUGUGGCAGGGACCAAUGCUUCUUCGCUUCAUUUGGGCAACAUUUGUGGUGUCCAUGAUGUGUGUUCUUAUAACUUCCGUAGUACUUCUGAUUCUGGAUUUUUUUGCGUAUGACGUUGGCGUUCAUACACGCCUUCUUCUGGACGAUCCUUCACCGUUCCCUGCCCUCACCGUUUGUCACCACUAUCCAUUUUCUCUUGCUGCUCGGAAACUGUGGCAAGAAAAACAGGUUUUGUCGCCUGGUCAAUUCAAUCGCUACAUGCGGAAUAUAACUUGGACAAAUUUACUUAACAACGACCUUCAAGCUGCCGAGGCCACGUCUUUCUACGACAGUCUCUCGGUUUAUUAUCAAAAUCUUCGCCCGGACGAGGCAAAAUUACUUGGACAUGACCAUAGAGUUUUUCUUAAUUGCAUGCGUAUCUCGUCACAGACAACGUUCUUCGAGGAUGACUGUCGUCUGCUGAAGGGCUACAAGGUGCGACAGUUUUCGCACCACCAAUACCUAAACUGUCACACAUUUGAACCGACCAAUUGGCAAGAAUCAAUGGACACAUCGUUUCUCAGCCUAAUUGUGAGCAUGGGACCCAAAGAAAGCUCCGAUCCGGAUGAGCAGGCUUUCCUUCCGGACAUCUUUGAGCAAGCAAAAGGACUCAGAGUAGUCGUUCAUGAACCUGGCACUUAUCCAGAUCUGGAGAGGUUUGGCCUGCAUGCAGAACCUGGAAAGUUAAACGAAAUCGGCUAUGAACCUGUUCGGUGGACAAAAAUGAAUACACCUACCAAGCCAUGCUUUCAUCAAGCUGGCCUGUACAAUGAUCUCGAUGAGGUCUACAAUUACACUCACGAGCAGUGUCUCUUGCUACACCAACAAAAGGAAAUCAUUGAAAGUUGCGGCUGUUACUACGUCAUGAACCCCCGACCGUCUUUUCCUUCAGACGAAAAACCUUACUGCGGCAGAAUGUGGCCGAAACUGGAUAUUGAGGAAUUUGUCAAACGUCUAGAGUGCCUAAAACACAAAUUAGAUAUAUCAGUCAAGAGAAAAUACGACGGAUCUACCUGUCUGCCGCGCUGCGAAUACUACACGUAUGAUUCGGCUAUUUCAAUCACAAAGUGGAGGGCUCAGUUGUGGCAAUUGUACUGGCUUCGCGUUCAAAACCAGGCGAUUAGGUUGGUUCAAGACCACAUCUCAAAGAACCCGGGUAAGGACAUAAAAGAUAGCCUGGGCUACCGGAUGUGGAAACGCUACCUCGGUAAAGAGAAUCUGCGCGAUAUCCCCAAAGAAGCCAGCCUGAGUGACGCAGAACGACCACCGGACGUCAUAAAACGGGUAAAUCUCGAUAUCGACGACGACCUUUCAACCAAUGACGACGGGUUCGCGUACAUCGUGCUCAAGCGUAAAUCUCAAAACACAAUAGACAAUACAGAAAAACUUGUUCUCACGCUUAACGUCCUGGUGUCUAGAAUUGGAGGCCUCUGUUCUGUAACCAUUGGAAUCACCGCCGCCUGUGUAGUGGAGAUUAUUGAAUUUGUCUACUAUGCUAACAGACAUAAAAAGUCGAAGCAUCAAAGGCGGCGGGACGGUAUGGAAGCGGUGGACCAUGAAUCCGAAAAACAUUUGGAAAAAACUUGUUGA